CUACAUAAACAGCACUUUGGACAUGAGAGUUUAACACACAUUCGGUUGAGCUGACUCGGAGUUACAUGACCAAACAUGCUCUGUGCAGACAGGUUCACUAUAUGAAACACAUCCUGUUUCUGGGGAAUACACUUCAGGGAUGACUUUGAGUAAUUACGUGCAUCAUCGCCUAAAAUUGUUGACGCAAUAGUUUUUUUUUCUUUUCUUUUCCUUUCUGUUUUUCCGAGGCGACACCCCCUGAACACGCGUGAGAUCUUAUCUCUGUAAAAAUGUUCACUUCUGCGAGUAAACGAAUAAAAAUAGACACUCUGUCAGACAGUCUGGAGCUGCUGAACUUGAGGAUCUUCACAUUCGUCCAGUGGAAUAAAAUCAGCAAUCUGAAGAGUUCAUUCAUGGAAUGAUAUUUGGAGACCUCUGUCGAUUACGAACGUCCUACACUCAUUGAGUAAGACUCUGCGAACAUGAGGUUGGAAUUAUGAACAUGUCUGAGGAGCAAAUCAACUGCACUAUAAGCCACGAGAUUCACCAGUACCUGUUUUCGGGUGCGUACAUCCUAGUCCUGCUAGUGGGUCUUCCCGCCAAUGUUUUCUCUCUCUACCAUGCCUGGCUGCAACUAAAAGCCCGCAAUGAGCUGGGGGUCUACUUGUUAAACCUGACCAUAUCGGAUCUGCUGUACCUGGCCUCCUUGCCUCUCUGGCUCCAGUAUAUUUUCCAGGGGGACGACUGGAGCGGCUCGGAGUGGCUCUGUCAGCUGUGUGGUUUCCUGCUCUACGAGAACAUCUAUGUCAGCAUUGGUUUUCUGUGUUGUAUCUCCAUUGACCGCUACCUUGCAGUGGUCUACCCCUUCCGCUUCUCCUCUUUCCGGACGGUGCGAGCUGCAGCGCUGGUCAGUACGGUGGUCUGGCUCAAAGAGCUUGCCGUAGGAGUGGUGUUUUUCCGGCAUAAGGAGCUCAGCAAGGACAAGCACAACCAAUCUGUGUGCUUUGAGCACUAUCCCAUGAAGACAUGGGAGUAUCCAAUAAACUACUACCGUUUUUACAUAGGCUUCCUGUUCCCUUUAGGAAUCCUCUCAUUGUCGUACUUUCGAGUCCUCCGAGCAGUGGACAAGAGUGCAGGCACGCAGACUGCCCAGAAAACACGCAUCAAGUACCUGGUGACCAGCACCAUUGUCAUCUUCCUGGUGUGCUUCUCGCCGUACCAUGUCUUCCUGCUGGUGCGCACGCUAUUAGAGCGGGACUGCGCUUUCAUCGAGAACAUUUUCAAUUACUACCAUUUCUCCCUGCUGCUUACUAGCUUUAACUGUGUGGCAGACCCCGCGCUUUACUGUUUUAUCAGUGAAAGUGCACAAAAGGGCAUCCAGAAGGCUCAGGAUACUUGCACUCGGGUUUUCUGCUGUUGCUCAAAAAGUCAUGGAAGGUUCAACACGCACUCCACUGAGAUGGCGGUCACCAAUGAAAACGGUACAGGCACGACAGUGGUGACACUCAUGCAGCAGGUCAAAACUGAAGUUUGAACUUAUUUGUUCUAUUAAUUAUCUAUACAAUAGACAUCAUACAGCUUAGCUACAGGCUCUUCAGUGGACAGAAGGAACAUAUGAAAGCAUCAUAAGCUGCGUUUCCAACGCAGGAACUUUCCCCAGGAACUAGGGACUUUGGGGUAGUACUUGACUAAAAAUAUUCCCCUCAGAAAGUCCCUGCUCACGAGGUAGUACUUUUUCAAAGUUCAGGAACUUUCGGGGGUGGGACUUGGGCGCUGAACAUGCUGAUUGGUUGAGUUCAUGCAGCAUUUUGAUUGGUUGACUCCACGCAGCGUUUUAUUUCAACUACCAUUUUCAAAAGUCUGUUGCGGUGCGUGCAGUAAAGCCGGAUUUACACUACACACGUCUGCGGCACGUUACGGCUCUGACAGGGCCACCGAAGGUCAUCGCGGCCACUCAAGUCAAUGCUUGUGUUUAUACCAGCCUUGCAUGUUUCAGAAGUGUCCCGGAAGCUACAGAUAGGCGGCAAGUCUAUUUCUGACAGACGCCGCUUCUCAGCCACGCAGUUCAAAUACAAAAUAAAGUUAAAAAUAAUCACCCUGUGUAGACUCCCGCUCAUAUAUUUCAUCACUAGGAGGCCAAAAGUUUGACGACAUGAGAUCCUGCUCCUGGUGUGAGUUGACACCCCGUAGAGCAGAGGUGUCCAAACUCCGUCCUGGAGGGUCACUGUCCUGUAGAGUUUGGAACAAAAUCUCACCGGAGCCAUAAUGCGCCGCAGACACGUGCAGUGUAAAUACGGGGUCAAAGUUGUUUGCUACUUGAAUCAACAAAGGAGUUUUAAAAAAUACGACAGAUGGAGAUGAGGUUCAGGCUUUAUUAAGCUUAUAUGUGGAGGACAAAAUCUAGCGGGAACCGGAAAGUCUUGCGCAGUCCUACGUCACCGGACUUAAUCUUCAUGGUACUUUAUGGUGAUGAUACACGGGGCAACUUUGCAGAGCGAUAUUGCUUGAGCACUUUUCCAUUGAGAAUGGACAACAAAUUUCGAUCUAAAGUAUCCAGAUAGAAAUUUGAUGCUCAUUCUCAAUGUGAAAGUGCACAAGCAAUAUCGCUCGGCAAAAUUGCCCGGCAACAUUGCUCAAUGUGUAUCAUCACCUUAGACCGCAAUGGAAACACAGACAUCAACAUGUCUGGGGGGAAAAAAGUUCCUGGGACAAAUUGUUCCGGGUAAUUUCGGUGGAAGAUGUACGGUCACAUACAGUCAAUGUACAGUUGUUUUACAUUGGUUAAAACAUUAUCCUUCUGUUUUAGCCAUAUUGCAGUAUUUCAUGGUCUUGGUAAGCUAACAUUUUAGUUUAAUUCUCAGGGAUUGCUACCUUGAUAAUCGCCCUGACAGCAACAUAGUGUCGGCCCAGAUCCGGAUCUGGGCCACACUAUGUUCCUGUCUGGGUCACCAGUGGUUGACAUUUGUGGUUUCAGGAACCAAUGAUUUUAAACUUUACUAUUUUAAUGUACUGUUCCAAGUCCCUUUAGCUACAUUUGCAUGUAGUGAUUAAACAUUGUGUCCAAGAUUAAGCCAUUUACCUGCUUUCAACCCUCAUAGGUUUCAGUUUCCAGUAAUAUUUAGACUGUUGGUAUGAGGGGAAAAAACCUUCAUGGUCUUCAAUAGUUUAACUCUCUCAUCAUUUACUCAAACUAAUACCAUUACAAACCCAUAUGGCUGUCUUCCUUCCAAGAAUUGUAAAAAGAGAAAUUUUGAUGCAAAUGUAUGCUUGCUUACUGUGAUUUGAGAGAUAGGGAGGGAAAUUUUAUUAGUAAAUAUGAUUUUAAUUGUGGUUGGAAUAUAGUGCACAAGUUUCAUGGACCAGUGUGACGAUACUUUUUUUUUUUUUUUUUUUUUGAAGCUUAACAGUUCUGGUCACUGUAUGUUCUCAUUUAAUGGAAAAGAACAGCAUGAAAUUCUGUGUUCCAUCAUAGAAUGAAUGACAUACCGAUUUAGAACAUCAGUAAAUGAUGACAGAAUGAACUUUUCCUUUAAAAAAAAGCAAAGCAAUGAUGCCUUAUCUUUGUCACCUGCUCAGCUUUUUCAUGGUAAGACAUGGAGCACACAGACAGUUAACAAGCACAAGAAGGUUCACGGGUGUGAAGGGUCGGCCACCCCCCAAAUAGACAAUCUGGACAGCUUCCCACUGUGAUAUCACAUCCUGGGAAAAAAGAUGAGGAAGAAGCAAAUGAUAGUUGCUUCCAGAACUCAUGGAUCUUUUGUUUGCUCAAACUAUGGUGUUAAAUAAAGGUGAUGAGUGUUUGUUGCCGUGUUUACAUUUUUAAGAUGGAGGUGACCUGAACUGACACAACAGACGUGGAAGUGUUCUUUUGCUCACUCAAACUAUGUUUACAGUGAAAACUCAACAUGCAUGCAGUUUGUAUGUUUGUAUUAUAUGUAACCAAAUCAAGAUUGUAUUCAGGUUAUUUCAUGAUUUCACAUAGUGACUGCUGUUCAGUUUCAUUUAUGAGAUUUUUAUUAUUGGUUUUUAUACUCUGUUUAUUGUUUGUGGUGCACAAAUCACUGGCAAUGAUUGUAUUGUUACACAGUACAUGGAGACAGAAAUGAUGCUCUGCUGGAUAGCAGGGGUGUAAAAAAGUACAGAGAAAUUAUAUUUAAUUAUGGGUACAAAAACCUGACUUUUUUUUUUUUUUUUUGAAGACAGGAUGUCUGAUCAAUAAAUUUUGGUUUUGUUUGA
Messenger RNA from Megalobrama amblycephala (Wuchang bream), 4215 nucleotides. It is a transcript of the gene gpr68, whose product is annotated as ovarian cancer G-protein coupled receptor 1. The transcript has 2 exons. Gene Ontology annotation, cellular component: membrane. Gene Ontology annotation, biological process: cellular response to pH; G protein-coupled receptor signaling pathway. Gene Ontology annotation, molecular function: G protein-coupled receptor activity. Bases 476 to 1513 code for a protein of 345 amino acids. Lineage: Eukaryota; Metazoa; Chordata; Actinopteri; Cypriniformes; Xenocyprididae. The record is from RefSeq and is a predicted model, not a curated record.